AUGAAUGAUUUAGAGUUUGAAGAAUUUCAGAAUACAUGGAGUGACACCACUCCAGUAGAGGCAAAACAAGAUCCAGAUGGAAUCUUCGGAAUGCAAUAUUCUGAACAAUAUAAAUAUAUUAUGGGAAUUUUCCGUGCUGCAUUAAAUAAAAUGGAAUUAUCGCAGCGUGCACUUAAAUUAACAGAAAUAAUUGCUACGAAAAAUCCAUCCAAUAUCGCAGUUUGGUGGUAUCGUCAAGAAAUUUUGAAAGCUAUUGGUUAUUCCUGGGAAGAAGAAAUGGAUUUCCUCGAUCAGCUUACAGUUGAACAAGUUAAACCAUACCAAUUAUGGAAUCAUCGUAAAUUCCUCGAUGACCGUUGUGAAACAGUUCCAGAUGAGAAGAAAAGGCUUUUCAAACUUAUUGCAUGCGAUAACAAGAACUUCCAUGCCUAUAGUUUCUUUAUUUGGUUCAUUGAACGCUGGGGUGUUUAUGAUUAUUUUCUUGACUACACAAAGGAUUUACUACAUGUUGAUAAAUAUAAUAACAGUGCUCUCAGCUUCAGAUUCUGGAUUGUUCAACACAAAAAUCUAAAUACAGAAGAAGAAUUGAAAUAUGUUUUAGAGUUAAUGGCAAGAGAUUAUCAAAAUGAGAGUGCCGCAAACUACAUCCGUGGACUCAUGAAGCUCAAUCCUUCACUUGUCCCAACAAUCAAAGAAACUUUCGAUAAAAUCGUAGUUGAUCAUCAUUUCAAGGAAAUCUAUUCAUUACUUUAUACCAUUGCAUGUAUACAGAACGAUAAAGAGACACAAGACAAGUACUGUGAUCUUUUGAUUGAAUUGGAUACUUACAAGGCUCAAUACUGGACAUUAGUGAAAAAUCAUGCUGUAAAGAACAUGUGA
This is a messenger RNA of Trichomonas vaginalis G3, 879 nucleotides long. Its product is annotated as CAAX-protein geranylgeranyltransferase protein. Gene Ontology annotation, molecular function: protein farnesyltransferase activity; CAAX-protein geranylgeranyltransferase activity. The coding region runs from base 1 to 879 and encodes 292 amino acids. The record is from RefSeq and is a predicted model, not a curated record. Gene Ontology annotation, cellular component: protein farnesyltransferase complex; CAAX-protein geranylgeranyltransferase complex; cytoplasm. Lineage: Eukaryota; Parabasalia; Trichomonadida; Trichomonadidae. Gene Ontology annotation, biological process: protein geranylgeranylation; protein farnesylation. The transcript has a single exon.